Cygnus atratus (black swan) is the source of this 4209-nucleotide messenger RNA. It is a transcript of the gene SATB1, whose product is annotated as SATB homeobox 1. Lineage: Eukaryota; Metazoa; Chordata; Aves; Anseriformes; Anatidae. Bases 613 to 2973 code for a protein of 786 amino acids. Gene Ontology annotation, molecular function: RNA polymerase II cis-regulatory region sequence-specific DNA binding; DNA-binding transcription factor activity, RNA polymerase II-specific. The record is from RefSeq and is a predicted model, not a curated record. Gene Ontology annotation, biological process: regulation of transcription by RNA polymerase II; chromatin remodeling. The transcript has 13 exons.
ACUUGCUCCUGUACGCAUUGGUUUUAUUUUUGAAAGGAUAGCUAGACUUAAGUCACCCUCCACCUCAAUUUAAACCUGGUACUUUAUUUUUUAUUAUUAUUAUUCUUAAUUCCUCGUUUCGAGCGUUACACUUGUCUGAUCAGUUCGCUCUCCAGCUCCUUCUUCUGUUGCUAAACCUUGAAAACGGGCUCUCUCUAAAGAUAUUUACUAUAUUUUUUUUUUCCCAUUGCCAUUUUUUUUUUUUUUGCUCAUGGCUACUCCGUUUCUCGCUCUCUAUUUUUGCCCCUCCCCGCCUAGAGGAAAAUAGCAACAAGAAAACAAGGCAAAUAAGCGAAUAUUAGGGGAAGUAGCCCUCAGGUCUGCUGCGCCCCCCCUGCUCCCCCCCCCGCUCCCCCCCCCCCCCCAAAAGGGGGGACCUAGAGAACAUCAGUCUUGAACUUCUUCCUCUUCAAGAGCUCGGGCUGCAAAGGAAACCUCCUUUGUUUUUGUUAUUUAUAUGCUGUCAAGUUUUGAAGUGGUCACAGCGAAAGCUUGGCCUGGAUUGCCAGAGCCAUAUGGAACGGAUAAGUGCGGAGCCUCUCGCAAAUGUGAUCUUUAGAGGCGGGACUGAGUAUGGAUCAUUUGAACGAGGCAACUCAGGGGAAAGAACAUUCAGAAAUGUCUAACAAUGUAAGCGAUCCGAAGGGUCCACCAGCCAAAAUUGCGCGCUUGGAACAGAAUGGGAGCCCAUUAGGAAGAGGAAGACUUGGAAGUACAGGAGCUAAAAUGCAAGGAGUGCCUUUAAAACACUCUGGACACCUGAUGAAAACUAAUAUUAGAAAAGGAAGUAUGCUUCCAGUUUUCUGUGUAGUGGAACAUUAUGAAAAUGCCAUUGAGUAUGAUUCUAAGGAGGAGCAUGCAGAAUUUGUGCUGGUGAGGAAGGACAUGCUUUUCAACCAACUGAUUGAAAUGGCAUUGCUAUCACUCGGAUAUUCUCACAGCUCUGCUGCCCAAGCAAAAGGGCUUAUCCAGGUUGGGAAGUGGAAUCCAGUUCCACUCUCCUAUGUCACAGAUGCCCCUGAUGCUACAGUAGCAGACAUGCUGCAAGAUGUGUAUCAUGUGGUCACACUGAAAAUCCAGUUACACAGUUGCCCUAAACUAGAAGACUUGCCUCCUGAACAAUGGUCUCACACAACAGUAAGAAAUGCUCUGAAGGACUUACUGAAGGAUAUGAACCAGAGUUCAUUGGCCAAGGAAUGUCCCCUUUCACAGAGUAUGAUUUCUUCCAUUGUGAACAGCACUUACUAUGCAAAUGUCUCAGCAGCAAAAUGUCAGGAAUUUGGAAGGUGGUAUAAACAUUUCAAGAAGGCAAAAGAUAUGAUGGUUGAGAUGGAUAGCCUUUCUGAACUAUCCCAGCAAGGUGCCAACCAUGUCAACUUCGGUCAGCAGCCGGUCCCAGGGAACACAGCCGAACAGCCUCCAUCCCCUGUUCAGCUUUCUCAUGGUAGUCAACCAUCAGUUCGGACCCCACUUCCAAACCUGCACCCUGGACUUGUAUCUACUCCCAUUAGCCCUCAGCUGGUAAAUCAGCAGCUGGUAAUGGCCCAGUUGCUGAACCAGCAGUAUGCAGUGAACAGACUUCUAGCCCAGCAGUCCUUAAACCAACAGUACUUGAACCACCCUCCUCCUGUCAGUAGAUCCAUGAACAAGCCGUUGGAGCAGCAGGUCUCAACAAACACAGAGGUGUCUUCCGAAAUCUACCAGUGGGUCCGUGAUGAACUGAAACGAGCAGGAAUCUCACAGGCAGUAUUUGCACGCGUGGCUUUUAACCGAACUCAGGGCUUGCUCUCAGAAAUCCUCCGAAAGGAAGAGGAUCCCAAGACUGCCUCGCAGUCCUUGCUGGUAAACCUUCGGGCUAUGCAGAACUUCUUGCAGCUGCCAGAAGCCGAACGAGAUCGAAUUUACCAGGACGAAAGGGAAAGGAGCUUGAACGCAGCCUCUGCCAUGGGCCCCGCACCUCUCAUAAGCACACCACCUAGCCGGCCUCCACAAGUCAAAACUGCUACUAUCGCUACAGAGAGGAAUGGAAAAACAGAAAAUAAUUCCAUGAACAUUAAUGCUUCCAUUUAUGAUGAGAUUCAGCAGGAAAUGAAGAGAGCUAAGGUGUCUCAGGCACUGUUUGCAAAGGUGGCAGCAACCAAAAGCCAGGGGUGGCUCUGUGAGCUGUUACGUUGGAAAGAAGAUCCCUCACCAGAGAACAGGACCCUCUGGGAGAAUCUCUCCAUGAUCCGAAGGUUCCUCAGUCUUCCUCAGCCUGAACGUGAUGCCAUUUACGAACAAGAAAGCAAUGCAGUUCAUCACCAUGGUGACAGGCCUUCCCACAUUAUCCAUGUGCCAGCAGACCAGAUUCAGAGCCCCUCUCCCACCACCCUUGGGAAAGGAGAGCAUAGAGGCGCUUUCUUACCAGGCCUGCUGACCACUGGACCUUGGCUGGGUGCUGCUCCGCAGCAGCAGCAGCAGCAACAGCAACAACAGCAGCAGCAGCAACAGCAACAGCAACCAGGUCCCAGACUACCCCCAAGGCAACCGACAGUAGCAUCACCAGCUGAAUCUGAGGAUGAAAAUCGUCAGAAACCCCGGCCACGAACAAAGAUUUCUGUUGAAGCCCUAGGGAUCCUACAGAGUUUCAUUCAAGACGUGGGCCUGUAUCCAGAUGAAGAAGCAAUCCAGACUCUCUCCGCUCAACUUGACCUGCCCAAGUACACCAUCAUCAAGUUCUUUCAGAACCAGCGAUAUUAUCUCAAGCACCAUGGGAAGCUGAAGGACAAUUCUGGGUUGGAGGUGGAUGUUGCAGAAUACAAGGAGGAAGAGUUGCUCAAGGAUUUAGAAGACAGCAUCCAAGACAAAAAUGCAAACACGCUUUUUCCAGUUAAACUAGAAGAAGAGUUAUCGGUAGAAGGGAACACAGAGAUUAAUGCUGAAUUGAAAGACUGAUCUAAAAGUAUUAUUUUCUUUCAACAGUGCCACUGGUAUUUACUAAUGAAAUGAAAGUUCCAUCUUGCGUUCUGUCAAAAACCUUUAUUAUUCAUUGUUUGGCCAAUGAAUCUUCCAAAACUUGCACAAAAGUUGAAAAAAGGAUAAUGCAGACUGCACUAGAUGUUUUACUCUGUUUUACAAACUGCUUCGCAGCAACAGAUGAAGCGUUGAGGAUUGUUUGAUAUUAAUUUGUGUUCACUGGAUACACUGUGAGUGUACCCAAUAAGCAUGAUACCAGUGAUUUUGAUUCUGGAGCCUUCAGACAAGCAUUACAACUUUUGUGAUUUACUGUUUUUUGUUUUUGUUUUGUUCUUGUUUUUUUAAUUAUUACUGUAGCACUCCACACUUGAUCUUUGGAAACUCACAUUUAUUUAAAAAAAAAUAAAAUAAAAAGAGUUUGUUACUCUUGUUCUAUUGUAUGUUACAAAAGAACUAUAGACUGUGGAAUGCAGUUUAAAGAUAACAUAUGCCAACAAAUGCCUUGUAUUAUAUGGCACUGCCGUAAUUCAGAUUUGUUUUCUUUUGGAAAUAAAGGUCACUGUUUUUUUUUUUUCCAUUCUCAUUGUUACAUGGUUUUAAAGAAAAUGAAAAAGAAAAUGUGAAACACAAUUUAGUCCUCAUUAUUUAUUUGUAGAUCCUGCAGCAUCAUGUUGUAAUUAAUUUUUUUGGAAGUUUCCGUUAAAUGUAAUAUUGCUUCUCUUGUUAUCAUACUGAUUUUUUUUUCUAUUUAUAAAUGUAUUUUGAUGGGCAGUAAAACAAAGUGUCUUAAAAGUUUUAAAUAGAGAAAAUGUGCUUUACACAGUUGCCUAUAAAAAGUGCUCUAUGUUAUCCAAGCAAUUCAUACUAUAAGCUUCACUCUUAUUGUUGUAUGCAAUUUUUACUAUCAUGCAAAUAAGCUUAGGUAAAUAAAACUAAUAGAUCACCUUAGAAACUUAUGCAAUUAAUGUGAAAAUAAUUGAUGUUUGCAAUGUGUCUUCCUUUGGUUUACAAUCAAUUUUAAAGCUACAGCUGUAUAAAUUUUCUGUAUAAAGGUGUAUUUCUUUUUUAUGAGUUUAUUGCUAUGAAAACACCAGUUAUUUUGUUACAGCUGGCUGUUUUUAUAAGUGUAUCACAAUUUUCUUUAUGCAGAAAUGUUCUGACUAGGAGUGGUUAUUGACUGUAACUACACAAUUAAAAUUGUUUGUAUGGUAUGAU